Cuculus canorus (common cuckoo) is the source of this 2484-nucleotide messenger RNA. RefSeq names its product aspartoacylase (gene ASPA). Gene Ontology annotation, molecular function: hydrolase activity, acting on ester bonds; hydrolase activity, acting on carbon-nitrogen (but not peptide) bonds, in linear amides. The record is from RefSeq and is a predicted model, not a curated record. Bases 102 to 1097 code for a protein of 331 amino acids. Lineage: Eukaryota; Metazoa; Chordata; Aves; Cuculiformes; Cuculidae. The transcript is spliced from 7 exons.
GUAUAAAAGAAGCCUCCGUGGCUUUAGUUCCUAAACUCAUGUCUGGAAAUACACCGUAUCUGUCCUAAGCAAGCUCUUCGCUUAGGAAACAAACUCCUUGCAUGUUAAAUGAGCAAUUCUUAGAGCUGCUGAAAAGCAUGACUUCCUCUUCUGUUGUUGAUAAACCUCCGGUCAGACGGGUUGCUAUCUUCGGGGGAACUCAUGGCAAUGAGUUAUCAGGGGUAUUUUUGGUCAAGCACUGGCAAGAGAAUGGAGCUGAGAUUCAAAGAACAGGAAUGGAAGUGAAACCAUUUCUUACCAACCCAAGAGCUGUGAAGAAGUGUACUAGAUACAUUGACUGUGAUCUGAACCGUGUUUUUGACCCUGAUAAUCUUGGCAGGACAGUGGUGGAAGAUAUUCCAUAUGAAGUGAGAAGGGCUCAGGAAAUCAAUCAUAUAUUUGGUCCAAAAGGUAGUGAUGAUGCGUAUGACCUUAUUUUUGACCUUCACAACACCACUUCUAACAUGGGUGGUACCCUUAUUCUUGAAAACUCCAGGGAUGACUUUACAAUUCAAAUGUUUCAUUAUAUCAAGAACGCUUUGGCUCCAGAAUGCUGCCCUGUUCUGCUGAUUGAACAUCCUAGCUUGAAAUAUGCAACAACUCGAUCUGUAGCAAAACAUCCUGUUGGUGUGGAGGUUGGUCCCCAGCCACAAGGCGUUGCUAGAGCAGAUAUCUUGGACAAAAUGAGGAAGAUUGUCAAAUAUGGCCUUGAUUUUGUGCAACUUUUUAAUGAAGGAAAGGAAUUCCCACCGUGUACAAUUGAGGUUUUUAAAAUAAUGGAGAAAGUAGAUUAUCCCAGGAAUAAGAAUGAUGAAGUUAUUGCUAUUAUUCACCCUAAACUGCAGGAUCAAGACUGGCAGCCACUGAACAAAGGUGAUCCUCUAUUUUUGACUCUUGAUGGAGAAGUGAUUGCAUAUAAAGGGGACUGUACAGUCUAUCCAACGUUUAUUAAUGAAGCUGCAUACUAUGAAAAGAAACAAGCUUUUGUAAUAACAGUAAGAAUGAAACUCACUGCAAAUCACAUCAGAUCCUCAGUCUUAAAGCAGAAUGCUUUUUAAAAUCUUAUUACAGAUUUUCCAUAAAAGAAGUGGAUUCCUUCUCUGUGACAUCCAGUGUCAGUAGUAAUUCAUGAAAUAAAUAAAUGCAGAAUCUAAUUUUAAAUUGUAAUUUAAUUAACAUUGCUGAGCACUUUUAAGGUGACACAUACUGUCAUAAUACUAAUUCUGACUACUGCUACUUGUUCUAAUAGAUUACUACAGAUGCAGAGAAUAAAUAUUAUUUCUAUGGAGUUUGUUAGUUCACAUUAUAUUAAAUAAUUAAACAAUGUACCACCUGGGGGGGAGUGGCUAUAAAACUUAUAUCCAGCGUCAGAGAGAAAGAUGCUCAUGCACAAAACUACAUUAUAUAAAAAAAUACAGCAUUUCUACUUUAUAAUCCCAAACUGCCCAUCACCAAAACUUUCUAAAAUGGUAUGAUCUUUGAAAUGAAUUCUUCAGAUAACCAUGCAAAAUAUGAGCCUGAGGAAAAGAGAGGGGAAGGGAAACAAAGAGAGGGUGUGUGUGAUAAAAUCCUUUUGUAUUAGCUGUAUAUGUGACUAACCCAGACUGCACUGAGGUGGAAGCCUUAGGGUUUGUUUGUGUUUUUAUACUUAGGAAGAUAUAAAAUAAGCUAAAACCAUAUGAUUUCUGAGAAAAGUACACUAAAAUUAAAUGUAAAGCUUUUAGAUUUAAAGUAUUACAAGAUUAAUUCCAGCUGUUUUGGAUUUAACAUUAAUUUAAAGACAAAGUUUUUAAUUUAGAAAGUAUCUAGUAGUCGGAAACAUAUUGGAGCCAUAGUCAGCUUCAGGAAAAAGCUGUGCUUAUCCUGCAGAAACUUUUGAAGGAAACAUCUAUUGCAAUAGAGACGAGACGUUUAUCGUUUUAGAACUUUGUAAGUGUACCCACCUCCUGCUUAUAACAUGUUCCAAAUAAAGAGUUUAAUCAACUGUUGUACCCCAAAAGCUUUUCAUGAAGGAGGCAAGACUGGGUAAUCACUCAGGUUUUGAUGGAGAGCAACACACAAACCAUACUUGAGUAGUUCAGAACAGAAUUUAAGAAGAAUUCCACAGGGGGAGACUUCUCAGCAUUUUGACUGACUUGUUCUGUAUUUGUAGAGAGAAAGCUUGUCAGAGUAGCUGAAAAAGAGAAGAAAAUGAGCAUUUCAUUCAUUUUCUAAAGUUACUUUUAACAUAUCUGACAAUAACUGAGAAUACAUAUGUCCCCAAUAUAAUAUUAAGAACUUUCCCAAGGACGCAAUAAUUAGCUAUUUACUGAAGGACUCAUUGUCUACUUAACCCCCAAACUGUAUCCUUUGAAAAGUGAUGUCUUCCUUAUUUACUACUAAGCCAAAAUCCUUUUUCCCUUGCUUUUUGUAACUCCUAGGCAAUAAAUUAAAAACACAGGACAG